This is a messenger RNA of Rhinocladiella mackenziei CBS 650.93, 1428 nucleotides long. RefSeq lists its product as uncharacterized. The coding region runs from base 1 to 1428 and encodes 475 amino acids. The transcript has 2 exons. Gene Ontology annotation, molecular function: aldehyde dehydrogenase (NAD+) activity. Gene Ontology annotation, cellular component: cytoplasm. Lineage: Eukaryota; Fungi; Ascomycota; Eurotiomycetes; Chaetothyriales; Herpotrichiellaceae. The record is from RefSeq and is a predicted model, not a curated record. Gene Ontology annotation, biological process: aldehyde metabolic process.
AUGGAGGAGUAUUCCUCUACUAGUGAUGUCGACGAAGCAUACUCGACACUUUUUGCGACUUUCGCAACAGGGCGUACUAAAGCCCUCGACUGGCGGCGUUGGCAACUCAAGCAGUGCUGGUGGAUGCUGGAAGACAACGAGGAGCGGAUUAUAGCUGCAUUGAAGCAGGAUCUCAACCGCCAUGCGCUGGAAAGCAUGGCUGCUGAAAUCUACACAUUGAAGUCAGAUGUGCAGGACCAUCUCAAAAAUCUUGACGAAUGGACGAGCACCAAGCGCAUCAACUCAGGAUUUGUGAUGGGUUGCCUUGGAAAUGCACGCCUUCGCAAGCAGCCACUGGGAGUGGCUUUGAUCAUUGGUGCCUGGAAUUUCCCAUUGUUGCUGCUUCUGCAACCCAUGAUUGCGGCCGUCGCAGCAGGUUGCUGCAUAAUGCUCAAGCCCUCGGAGCUGAGCAUUCAUUCCCAGAGGCUACUGCAGGAGUUGGUACCCAGAUACCUCGACCAACAAGCGGUUAAACUCGUUACGGCCGGUCCGCAGCAGAUGUCGUACAUUCUCGAGAAGCGGUUCAACCAGAUCUUUUUCACCGGCUCCAGCAAAGUAGCACGCUUCAUCACGGCCGCGGCAGCGAAACAUUUGACGCCUACUGUGCUCGAAUUGGGCGGCCAGGGCCCAUGCAUCGUGUCCAAGUUGGCCGAUAUUGACUUUGCCGCAAAACGAAUCACCUGUGCCAAAUUUACAAACGCCGGCCAGAUUUGUCUGAGUGUGAACCAUGUCUUUGCGGAGCCUGAAAUCGUGGAUCAGCCGAUCGAGAGAAUGUCAUAUUGGAAUGCCCAGUAUCUUCGCGAAGGCUGUCAAGAUAUGUGUCGGAUAAUCAAUGACCGCCACUUUGAUCGUCUAUCAGAUCUUCUCAGCAGGACAAGCGGCAAGAUCGCCUACGGCGGUGAGCAUGACAAGAGCACGAAGUUUUUCCACCCAACAAUCGUGCGUGAUGUUGAAAUGGACGAUUCCCUCUUGUCCGAAGAAUUAUUUGGGCCUAUUUGCCCAGUUAUAGCCUGUAGUGUCUCUGAGGCGGUGGACCGAACAAACAAGUUGCCGACUCCCCUAGCAUUAUACAUCUUCUCGACCGAUCAAGCCGUUACCGACAAAAUCAUUGCCAACACCCUGUCGGGCGGAGUGACAAUCAACAACGUCUUUUUCCAUGCUAAUCUGCACAACGCUCCUUUUGGGGGUGUCGGGGAAUCUGGCUACGGCGCAUAUCACGGUAAAUAUGGUGUCGAUUGCUUUUCUCACCAAAGGGCCGUUGUCGCACCGCCAUCUUGGCUCGACAGAUUCAUGAGCUUUACCUAUCCGCCCUACAAGACGGAGAGUACGAAGUACUUGACCGUCAAGAAUUCGAUGGGCUUCAAACGAGGGAAGACAAAGGAGGAAUAA